Ailuropoda melanoleuca (giant panda) is the source of this 2949-nucleotide messenger RNA. It is a transcript of the gene CLEC18B, whose product is annotated as C-type lectin domain family 18 member B. The transcript is spliced from 11 exons. The record is from RefSeq and is a predicted model, not a curated record. NCBI's taxonomy places the organism in Eukaryota, Metazoa, Chordata, Mammalia, Carnivora, Ursidae. The coding region runs from base 222 to 1913 and encodes 563 amino acids.
CAGGCCCUCGGCUGGAGGAGGGAGGGAGCCCUAGGGUUGGAGCUGGCUGUCUCUUCAUGCCAGUGUCAACGGGAGGCUUUUUGGAUACACCGAUUACUCACCAGCCUCCCCCUUUUGUCCGCCAGUCCAGCCUGACUCCUUGAGAUUGUGAGUAGCUCCAUCCAGCCUGGGAAGCAAGCUGGACGACUGAGCCAGGCCACUCCAGAGCGCCCACCGGGCCCAUGCCGUGGCCUGAGCCGUCCGCCAGGCUGGGGGGCCACCGGCCCGGCCUCCUGCCUGUGCUCCUGGCUCUCCUUGGCAUGGCCUGGACAGAGGGGCAGCUACUCCCACGGCAGGAGGAACGGGCUCUGACGCCUGGAGCCCUGAGCAGUAAGGAGACGUUCCUGCUUCUCUCCCUGCACAACCGUCUGCGCAGCCGGGUGCACCCCCCUGCGGCCAACAUGCACAGGAUGGACUGGAGUGAGAGCCUGGCCCGAUGGGCUCAGGCCAGGGCGGCCCUCUGCGGUGCCCCAGCCCAGAGGCCCACGUCAGCACCUCGGGCCACCCAGCAAGUAGGCUGGAAUGUGCAGCUGCUGCCCGCGGGUUCAGCAUCUUUCGUCGGCGUGGUGGGCCUGUGGUUCGCAGAGGGGCGCUGGUACAGCCAUGCGGCAGCCGAGUGCACCCGCAACGCCACCUGCACCCACUAUACUCAGCUCGUGUGGGCCACCUCGAGCCAGCUGGGCUGCGGAUGGCACCGGUGCUCUGGGGCCCAGGCCGAGCUGGAAGCCUUCGUCUGCGCCUACUCUCCCGGAGGCAACUGGGAGGUAAACGGGAAGACAAUCGCCCCCUAUAAGAAGGGCUCCUGGUGUUCCCUCUGCACGGCCAGCGUCUCUGGAUGCUUCAAAGCCUGGGACCACGCAGGGGGGCUCUGUGAGGUCCCCAGGAACCCAUGUCGCAUGAGCUGCCGGAACCACGGACAUCUCAACGUCAGCACCUGCCACUGCCAUUGUCCCCCUGGCUACACAGGAAGAUACUGCCAAGUGCGGUGCAGCAUGCAGUGCGUGCAUGGCCGGUUCCGGGAAGAGGAGUGUUCCUGUGUCUGCAAUGUCGGCUAUGGGGGACCCCAGUGUGCCACCAAGGUGCACUUUCCCUUCCACACUUGUGACCUGCGGAUUGACGGAGACUGCUUCCUGGUGUCUUCGGAGGCAGACACGUACUACGGAGCCAAGAUGAAAUGCCAGGGCUCACCUACAAGACCACCAAGGACUCCUUCCGCUGGACCACGGGGGAGCAUCAGUCCUUCACCAGUUUCGCCUUUGGACAGCCUGACAACCAGGGGUUCGGCAACUGCGUGGAGCUGCAGGCCUCAGCCGCCUUCAACUGGAACGACCAGCGCUGUAAAACCCGAAACCGCUACAUCUGCCAGUUUGCUGAGGAGCACAUUUCCCGGUGGGACCUGGGGCCCUGAGACUCGGCCAUGCCUCUCCCCUGCCAGCACCCAGAUGCCCGGCCGCGCUCGCCCAGCUGCCGCCUGUCUGGAACAAGGGCCAGGCCAGGACCACCAGCCAACAUCCACAGAGGUCUCAGAGAGACCCUGCAGGAGGGAGGCAGGGGGUACAAGUCCAGCCCAGAGGGAGUCUGCUAUAGGGGGAGGGGAGCUGGGGCCCCUCAGCUUGCUAUGGAGAAGAUGGGUGUCAGGCGCCCGAACCGGAGACACGGCCAGCAGUCCGAAGAGACCACUCUCCUCGUGGUCGCCAGAGCCUCUGGGGCAGAUGGAGGUUCCUCACUGCCCAGGGUGCACCCCACAAAGGAUUAAACUAAGUUAUGAAUCAGUCGGACUUGCGACUGCUUGUCUUGAAGGGGGUCCGCCGACCCAGGGUGAUCCCGGGAAGAUCAAAGGGAGCCUGACUGGCUUCACUGCGGGCUGCCCAUGACCCACCCCAGGCCCUUCCCUGCUCACCCACGUGACUCAGACCACCUUCUGGAAGUUUUCCGGUCUUAGCCCCUGAGGGAUGCACAGAUUCAGAAACUGUUCGCAUUCCUAACUUCCCGCGCCAGCUCCUCUUCCCCCCCUCCUGGCUCUGUGCGUUCCAUGCUUCUGCUCACACCCUACCCCUGUGUUGCUUAUGCCUGCUCCUGUGUGUUCCUCCCACUUUCUUUGUGAUUAUCUGCGCGGGGGAGGUGUCGUGGCCCUGGCUCCCUCUGCUCCCUACAGUGGUGAGAGGGGCCGUGUGUGCAGGUGAGGCCAGGAGGUGCCCUCAUCAGGGUCUGGAAAGCACCCCGGCCCAUUGGAACACUGUGAUGUGUGGAGUUGUUUUGCUGGUUGGAGGUGGGAGUGUGGCCCGGGACCCCAGAACCAGGACUUUUCAGGUAGGACCUGGCCACUGCCCCCUGCGCUCACAAACCCUGCGAUGUCAUUGAGGAACACGUGGGGGUGCGGGGGAAGGCCUCUGAGCCAGGAAGGCUGAUGGGGGUGGCUGGUGCCCGGGUUCAGGAGGACACAGGAUUGCCGGCAGUAGUCGUCAAAGCCGAGGAGGGUGAGGCCAGGGCUUGGGUUUUGUUGUUUUUUAACAAGAUCUCCAGCUACUUCAGACGCAGGCUCUGGUGUGAGAACCACGGGCAGAGGGGAAGAGUUUGAGCCUCAAGUCAGACCACCUGAGCUUCAGGAUAGGCUCUGCCACUUCCGGUGUUCCUUUGGGCAAGUUACUUAAUCAGGAGACCAGUCACCCCAGUCUGCCUGGAACUGUCUGGGUCUUCACACUCCACGCCCCAGAUGCGGGGAAACCCCUCAGCCCCAGGUCGCCCUCACACAGCUCUCUGCCUCAAGCUCUCCUGUAAAAUGACGACAAUAGGGGCACCUGGGUGGUUCACGGGGUUAAGUGUCUACCUUCUCAUGAUCUCGGGGUCCUGGGAUCGAGCCCUACGUUGGGCUCCCUGCUCAGUGGGGAGCCUGCUUCUCCCUCUGCUCCG